AUGUACAACAAUCCUCUACUAUCCCCAAUCACACCCCAACAGCCUCCUCCCAAUACCCAACACCCAACACCCAAGCCAUCACCACCACCACCUCCACCAACAACAAUGCCGACCAACCGCCCCUUCUUCUUCAACUUCCUCGCCGCCUUCCGCGCCCAAUCCGCCAUCUCGAAAUCCUCCUCGAACCCCUCCUCCUCCCCCACCACCUCCACCUCCACCCCCACAGCCUCAUCCACCUACGCCCCCCCGACCCUCUCCCGCGCCAUCGCGACCAAAUCCCCUUCCCCCGGCGCCACGACCGCCGCCGUCCAGGCCGCCAACCCCUCCUUCUCCCACGCCCGUCCGGCCUCGACCUCCCCGUCCGCCUCCAUGUCCCCGCCGCCCAGGAGCCCGCAGGCCAUGUCCCCGCCGGGCGGCGGCUUCCGCCGCGCGAGGAGGGGCAGCGAUACCAGCAGCGAGGGCGGCUUCAGGGAUUUGGGCGAGAAGUGGUAUGUGGGUGGGAAGACGGCGGGUGGGGAGGAGAGGUAUCUGAGGCUGGGGGCGGUGAGGAAGGAGAGGAGUGGGGAUCGCUUGAGCUUGGAUCGGUUGAGUUUGUAG
Letharia lupina is the source of this 597-nucleotide messenger RNA. RefSeq lists its product as uncharacterized. Lineage: Eukaryota; Fungi; Ascomycota; Lecanoromycetes; Lecanorales; Parmeliaceae. The transcript has 2 exons. The coding region runs from base 1 to 597 and encodes 198 amino acids. The record is from RefSeq and is a predicted model, not a curated record.